GCGCAACAUUGAGCAAGGUCGUGGAAAAGUGUUACGAAAGCGUGCUGGGGAGCUGCUGUGUGUUCGGUGUAUAGCUGUCAGCUGUGUGUGAAAAGGAGCGGAAAGCAGCAGGAUCUGAUUGUGGUGUAAAGUAGUGACUGAAUAUUCAACAAAUCCCACCGAUAGGCCACCGAAAAAUCAUCCCGUUGAACGGACGAAUCCAUGGUUUUGGUGCACAAGUGAUUUCAAAGAGUAAGCCUGAGAAACAAUGCUGUAAACUGUAAAAAAAAAAAUGAAUUUCCCUACAGUGAUGCAAAGCGAGACGUCUUCGUUCGAUUGACGUUUGCGCGUUUUCAUGUGCGUUACUAAACAGAGAAAGAGAAGAGUGACGAAUCGCGUGUUACACACUCGAAGCGCAAACAUAGUGGAUGUUAGGUUAAAUAGUGUACCCUUUUUAGCGAGUAUAUUGACGUAGAAAUGAGAUGCAUCGCAAGUUUGUGUGAAAAUCUAGAUUGCCGGGUUCCGUCUAGUGUCGCCCAAUCAAUUUACGAUUCACCACCAUAAAAACACCAGUCAAGGGACUACUCGUCAAAUUUCCCUUGUACUACACACCAACACACACACACCGACAAACAACCGGCGACUGUCGGUGCUCUGGCAAGUGUUGUGAUCUCCAGUCGAUCAUCACCAGUCAGUGGGUAACCACAGCACAACAGCUGCACUGAGUGAUCGAUCGUCGUUGUUCUACUCGUCGCCGUCGUUGCCGUCGCCGUCACCGACGUCGUUCGUCACCUUCAGCAUCGGCAACAGCAUCUUUGUCGGUACAAGCCACUACAGCCGCUUAUCGCUACAGCUGUUUACGGUUCAGCUACAGUUUGAAGAAUAGCGAGAUAGUGACUGUUGUUGUGGUGACCAACAAGCCCAAUAAUCGGCGUUAGUUCAUCGUGGUCACUGGUCUCGCGUGAUACGGUCCUGAUCGGAAUGCAAAUAGCUGAGCCGUAAGCGAAGACACGGACCGGACCGAACCGGAGUGGUUGGUUGAACGAUUUUUCCCGGCAUUCAGCGAUCUCGUGCUGUCGAAAUUGUGAGGAUUAUGCAAUUGGUUCCCGGGAAGACCAAUUAAUUGUGUUGAGUGAAGUGCUAUUUAGGACAUAGGCUGGUUGAAGUGAUAAAGUUUUAAUUGUUUGGCGAGAGUGGGCAGUGGAAGAAAAUUAGUUGAAUUACACUUUUUCAUUAAGCCAAUUAACGAGCAGGGCCUUUUUGGAGUUGGUGGAACUCGGUGCGGGUAGUUCGGUAUCAUGUUGAACCAGAAGGCAGGAGCUGGCGAUAGCAAUGCAAAAGUGAAACCCGAAUACAAUGAGCUAUCAUAUCUCGUAACGAGACAAUGUCUUCACCAGGAGGAAUUCAAUCAGUUAUCGCAAUACGACAAAGGAACGACUCCACCAAUCGAAUCUCUCGUGAACUCUGUCCGGGACAUCAAGUGCCUCAACACACUACUCAACUUCAUCCCGAUCCUGCGAUGGCUGCCCAAAUAUUCGAUCAAGAAGGACCUGGUCGGGGAUCUCACGGCGGGCGUUACGGUCGCCGUCAUGCAAAUACCACAGGGAAUGGCGUACGGUCUGCUGGCCGGUGUACAGGCCAACGUCGGCCUCUAUAUGGCGUUUUUUCACUGUCUCGUGUAUGCAGUACUCGGCACCUCGCGGCACAUUUCAAUGGGUUCGUUUGCGGUCGUCAGCCUGAUGACGGCCAAGGUGGUUGCCAGCUAUGCGACAAUGUCUUCGGCGGUUACAAUAAAUGGAACUAGCUACGACCUUCCACCGAUUGAUCCUUCCGAGCCGCAGUACACUCCAAUCCAGGUGGUAACUGCGUUGUCCUUCGUUGUAGGUUGUUACCACCUUAUCAUGAGUCUCAUCCGCUUGGGGAUCCUUUCGGCGCUACUCAGCGAACCGUUGGUUAGCGGGUUCACGACGGCCGCUGCCAUCCAUGUACUCGUAAGUCAGAUGAAAGAUCUGCUCGGAGUAUCGAUUCCCCGAUAUAAGGGUGCCUUCAAGAACAUCCUGGCACUGCGAGACAUUGCCGGCGAGUUACCGAACAGCAAUCUUCCGACCGUGUAUACCUCAGUGAUUGUCAUACUGUUUAUGAUCUUUAUGAACGAGUACCUCAAACCGUGGUCGUCAACCAAGUGUAAGUUCCCGAUUCCUGCUGAACUAGUGGCAGUUGUCGGUGGAACGAUGGCUUCCUACUUUAUCCGUCUUGGACCGGAUUUUGCUGUAAAAUUGGUAGGCGAGAUUCCCGUUGGCUUGCCAGACCCGCAGAUGCCCCCUGUAGCACUGCUCAAACUAGUCGCCGUGGAUGCUAUUGCUAUUACCAUCGUAAGUUACUCGAUCGUCAUGUCCAUGGGGAUGAUCUUUGCUCAGAAGGAAGGCUACGAAGUCCGAGCUAAUCAGGAACUGAUUGCCAUGGGAACUAUCAACAUCGUGGGUUCAUUCUUCUCCUGCGUACCGACGGCUUGUUCACUAUCCCGAUCGUUGAUUCAGCAUCAAGCCGGUGGGAAGACUCAGAUCACGGCAGUUGUCUCAUCGAUGUUGAUUCUGAUUGUGCUGCUGUGGAUUGGGCCGUACUUUGAAACUCUGCCACGCUGCGUUCUGGCCUCGAUUAUCUUCGUUGCACUGAAAGGUAUGCUGUGGCAGGUUAAACACAUUAUGAAGUUCCAGCGAGAGGGUAGCCUGGAGCUGUUUGUGUGGCUGGUGACGUUCCUCAGUGUGACGAUAAUCGAUAUAGAUGUGGGUCUGCUGAUUGGUGUGAUCUUUUCGCUGGUCGCUCUGUACAUUAAGGGCUGGAAAUCUUACUACAGUUUGCAGGGGACGGUUCCAGAUACGGCAAUCUAUGUGGAUAUUGGAAGCCACCAUCGGGCUGAGGAGGUUCCGCACAUCAAGAUCUUCAAAUAUUCGGGAGCGAUAAACUUCGCCAGCAGGGCCACUUUCAAGAAAGCUUUGACCAAAGAAGUCGGCGUUAGUCAAAAGCUAGUUAAACGAGCAUCCCGGUACGAUGCUGCUGGCGAAGGAGCCGGUCUGCAGAUCAUCAAAACGGUAAUCAUUGAUCUGUCAAGUGUACCGCACAUUGACACCGCGGCCUGCAAAACGUUCAACGAGGUCAAGAAAGAAAUGAGUACGGUCGGUGUCAGUACGCUGAUUGCGAAUCCGGCGGAUUGCGUCUACGAGACGCUACUGCAUGCGGAGUCCAUCGGGGAAGGUGGAUUCCACAUCUUCCCGACGGUGCAUGACGCGGUUUUGUACGCGCAGGGCUCGGUGUCCGCUGUUUAGCAGGUGGAUCGAAUAGUUGCCAUUGGUGAUGAUGUGCCAAAGAAUCAGAAUUUACAAGCGAGGGAUUUGGAUAGUUUGAAUUGCAGCUGAAUAAAUAAUUCAGAUUCCACGUUUGCUGGAUUUUUGUUAUAGGAUGGGUAGUGUGAACAGAGAUUCGUCUGUACGACGGAAAGGAGCCUAUGUGCCUUUUACCUUUAUAAGAAGAUUAAAACAAUUGUAGCAUUACUAGCAAUUAACGAAAGCCUGUGGUGACACCAUUUGCAGCAAAAGUCCAAAUCUAUAAAAUUACGUGAUGCUGAAAUUAGGAGUGGGAAUGCUUAUAAAGCGUUGUAGCUAAGCGACAGGUCACGUACUUUUGCUCAACCUAGCAAUUUAGUACUUAAGCAAUCAAUAGAAAUACCGUAAACUACCACACAUAAGCUCACGAAGAGAAAUAUUAAUGUGUUAUCUCACGUAUGAACAUCUGGCCGGUUUCUUCACCCGCGCUUAACUCUUAAAUCAGGCUAACGUUCGUUAAACCUGGUUAAAAAUUUGAGCGGUAGUUAAGAAAUCGGCCCUUAGCUGCUAAGUUUAGAGUUGAAUCAGGUUAAUAGAAAAUACUUGCAGGUUAUUAUUGUUAUAUAUUUUUCUAGUUUUGUCGAAUAAAACGUAUUCUCAAACCUAUAGUUAGACGAACACGAACAAACCUAAAAUAUCGUAGCUCCAAUUAAUACACCGUCUUUGUACUGUAUGGCGACAAUAUUUAUUGUGAAUAAAUGCAACGUGUUUAAAAAUAA
Messenger RNA from Topomyia yanbarensis, 4078 nucleotides. RefSeq names its product solute carrier family 26 member 6 (gene Prestin). NCBI's taxonomy places the organism in Eukaryota, Metazoa, Arthropoda, Insecta, Diptera, Culicidae. Gene Ontology annotation, cellular component: membrane. Gene Ontology annotation, biological process: transmembrane transport. The coding region runs from base 1278 to 3302 and encodes 674 amino acids. The transcript is spliced from 7 exons. The record is from RefSeq and is a predicted model, not a curated record. Gene Ontology annotation, molecular function: oxalate transmembrane transporter activity; bicarbonate transmembrane transporter activity; chloride transmembrane transporter activity.